GUUACGCCACGGUCAGUUUUGCCAACAUGGCGGCGACGUGCUGAGGGUUAGAGGUACAGAGUCAGAGCGAGAGAGAAAGAGGAGGGAUGGUGGUGGAGGGUGGACGUUGCGGCCUCUGAGAGGAGAGACGGGCACCGGAAGAGUUUCCAGGGACAGGGAGCAGGAGAAGCUGGGAUCGGGGCCUCAGCUCAAGACCCGGAGCAAUGGAGAGGCCGAGGGUGCAGCAACUGCUGGAGUUCAGAAGGUUACCUACAGAUGGCUUCAUUCUUGCCCUUCUUGUGCUCUAUGCUCCUUUCGGGAUCUGUUUAAUGCUUCUCAGGAUAUUUAUUGGCCUUCAUGUUUUUUUAGUCAGCAGUGCUCUUCCAGAUGGCCUUUUGCGAAGGGUUAUCGUGCGGGCAAUGUGCACAAUUCUGGGUGUAAUUGUUUUACAACGUGGUUCAAGGCAUCGAGAUAAAAAUAUCAAAAUCUACAUCUCCAACCACAUCACCCAGUUUGACCACAACAUAUUGAAUUUCCUUACACCCUGUCACACGCCCUUGCUAGAGGGACAUUCCGGCUUUGUGAGCUGGGCCCGUGGAUACCUGGAGCUGGGGUGGUUGGACAACCGGACACGCUUGGCUGAGGCACUCAAACAUUACAGCUGUCUGGAUGGAGCACGUGGUUUGCUGCUUUUUCCAGAAGACGAAACCACCAAUGGAAAAGUUGGGCUUCUGAAAUUCAGCUCCUGGCCUUUUACUAUAGAUAGCAUUGUUCAACCCCUGGUGUUAACUGUAAAGAGACCCUUCGUAUCUGUGAAUGUCGUCGAGUCCUCUUGGGUUACCGAGCUGCUGUGGAUGUUUUUUAUUCCCUUCACCGUAUACCAAGUAAGGUGGCUGCCCAGCAUGUCGCAAAUGGAUGAAGAAUCAGAGGAAGAUUUUACCGUCAGAGUCCAGGAGCAUUUAGCUACAGAGCUCGGUGUUUUGUCGACUCAGCAUACCAAGUCUGAUAAAGUGGAAUACCUCAAAAGAAUGAAGCACAUGGCACCACAAGCAACCGUUUCAGCAGCCAACAGUCAGCCGUCUGGAACACGAGCUCGGACCUUCCUCCCAGGGCUCAGCAUUAGCAGUUUGUCUGCAGAGGAUGUUCGGAUCACAGGAAUGGCCAAGCAAGUCAAAGAGGUGCUGCCUCACAUCCCACUCGGUGUCAUUAAGAUGGAUUUAGUUAAUACGAAGUGUGUUGACACGACCAUCACAAAUCUGCUGGAGGGAAGAGUACAGUUUACGCCAGAAGAAGUGUCAGUCAGUCCUUCCAGCAUAUCAUUGUCAAAUAAGCCUCACCUGGCACCUUGUAAAUUAGUCACCCCUCUGAAGAAGACACCAAAGGACGCACCUACUACCAAGCCUGUUGCUAAAAUGAGGUUUGAGAAAUCGCCAGUUGACAGACACCAGUCCCUACAAGAAAGGAAAGAAGCCCUAUAUGCCUACGCACGGAGACGGUACAUAGAGAAGCACGGAUUACAGCUAGAGACCGAAGAGAGCCAGGCUGAAGAGCCUUGAGUACAGCUGUGGGAACCCAACACUCAAGACGUCACCUAUCGUUUCCGUUCGUAGCUCGUGUAAAUGGCACCUGAACAAUAUUUUUUUCUUUCUACUUUUUUGGUUUAUUUUGUUUGAAAAUUUUUCUCCAGUAAUAUGGGUCUGAUUUUUAAGAUGUUUUAUGGUAAACUUUACAAAUAAAAUAAUUGAGGGGAGGGAGGAUGGAGAGUGCAGAGUGGUCUGCAUGGCAAUCAUGCAUGUUCAUCUGUUGGAUAUUUCUAAUAUUCUGAAAAGAGAUUGUGUCCCUUUUUUGGAGUCUUUAUAAAGAUCUUACAACUGA
Messenger RNA from Rhincodon typus (whale shark), 1854 nucleotides. It is a transcript of the gene aup1, whose product is annotated as AUP1 lipid droplet regulating VLDL assembly factor. The record is from RefSeq and is a predicted model, not a curated record. The transcript is spliced from 12 exons. Gene Ontology annotation, cellular component: membrane. The coding region runs from base 204 to 1535 and encodes 443 amino acids. Gene Ontology annotation, molecular function: ubiquitin binding. Lineage: Eukaryota; Metazoa; Chordata; Chondrichthyes; Orectolobiformes; Rhincodontidae.